Molecule: messenger RNA, 714 nt
Organism: Dichotomopilus funicola
Lineage: Eukaryota; Fungi; Ascomycota; Sordariomycetes; Sordariales; Chaetomiaceae
Product: carbonic anhydrase
Exons: 3
Coding region: 1-714 (237 amino acids)
Biological process (GO): cellular response to carbon dioxide; carbon utilization; cellular response to oxidative stress
Cellular component (GO): cytoplasm
Molecular function (GO): carbonate dehydratase activity; zinc ion binding
Source: RefSeq, a predicted model, not a curated record
AUGGCAUACUAUAACGACAGCUUCCUCUACGCUUUGAGCUCGAACAACGCCUGGGCAGGCUACAAAGCCCACCAAAACCCAGCCUUCUUCCCCAAGCUCGCAAGCGGCCAGACGCCACAGAUCCUCUGGCUCGGCUGCUCCGACUCGCGCUGCCCCGAAACUACCAUCCUCGGCCUCCAACCCGGCGACGUCUUCGUGCACCGCAACAUCGCCAACAUCAUCUCCCCAACCGACAUCAACACGUCCUCGGUAAUCGAGUAUGCCGUCUCCCACCUGCGUGUGCGCCACAUCGUGCUGUGCGGGCACUCAGCCUGCGGCGGGGCCGCCGCGGCGCUCUCGCAGAAACGUAUUGGUGGCGUGCUGGAUACCUGGUUGACGCCGCUGCGGGCGGUGCUGGCGACGCAUGCUGAGGAGCUGGAGAAGGUCGGGGAGGAGGAUGGGAAACGGGCGACUCGGUUGGCGGAGCUGAAUGUGCAGGCGGGCGUGGCGGUGUUGAUGGCGAAUGCGGUGGUGCAGGAGGCGAUUCAGGAAAGGGGUUUGCAGGUGCAUGGUUGUUUGUUUGAUCUGGCGAGUGGGAGGGUUAGGGACUUAGGAUUUGGGACUAAGGGGGCGAGGAUAGUUGGUGGUGGUGUCAAUGGGUCUGUGGGGGAGGUUAGAGGACGGCAUGCGCAGUUGGUGUUUAGGGGUGCUAAUGCCUCGAUGACGGUACGAUGA